CUAGAUACAAAUCAGGGAAAAGGAGUUAUAACAUGUAUAAAUGGAAUCCGAUUCCUGUCCAUGACGUGGGUAAUCAUUGGUCAUGCAUUCAGUGCACCUAAUAAUAUUGCAGAUAAUAUUGCAGAAUUUAUGCCACGCAUGCUCAAACGAUGGACAUUUAUGGCCGUUUGUAAUGCAUAUGUGUCCGUUGAUUCCUUUUUCACCUUAAGUGGACUUUUACUGACAUAUUUGGUGAUGAAAGAACUGGCGAAAAACAAAGGACGUCUAAAGUGGUUCAUGUUUUAUUUUCAUCGAUUUUGGAGGUUAACGCCUCCAUAUAUGUUAGUUAUCAUGGUUUCCGUAUCACUAUUCCACUACACUGGAAGUGGACCGAACUGGCCAACAAGUGGAAUAGACAAAGGUUGCGAAAAGGGAUGGUGGUACAAUCUAUUGUAUAUCAAUAACUUUGUAGAGGACAACAAGAAGAAGUGUUUUGGAGUUGCAUGGUACUUAGCGAACGAUAUGCAGUUCUAUAUCCUUAGUCCACUCAUACUUCUACCGUUAUACCACUUCCAUUUACUUGGUGUUGGUAUUUUGAUGGUGUUCCUUGUAGGCACUACAAUAACAGCAGGAGUUAUAUCAUCUCAUUAUGAUAUUCCCGCCAAUAAUUUUGACGCUGGAGACGCUACACAUUGGAAGAAACUGUACGUUAAACCCUACUGUAGAAUUGGACCUUAUCUGGUUGGCAUGUAUGCUGGUUACAUACUAUAUAGAACCAAUUGUAAAGUUCACAUCAACAGGUAUCUGAAUUUGGCUAUCUGGUCAGCGGCUAUAGGUACUGGAAUGGCCAUUGUUUACGGGUUAUACGAUGACAUCAAUAGCGACACGCCGCUUCCAACAUCGGUAGCAGCUUUUUACAACGCUGUACACAGAACAGCUUGGGGACUCUGUAUUUCGUGGGUUAUUUUUGCUUGUGCAACUGGAAAUGGAGGAUUUAUUAACACUAUCUUGUCAUGGAAAGCUUUUAUCCCAUUGAGUCGGCUGACAUAUAUGGCUUAUCUGGUCCACAUGAUGAUACUCAACCAUUGGAAGUACUCACAGACGAAAACUAUACACUUGUCUGAUAGUGAAUACAUUUACGAGAUUGUUGGUCAUAUUGUGUUGUCGUUUAUGGCCGCUUUUGUGACGUCAUUAGCGUUUGAAUCACCAAUGUUAGGACUUGAAAGUGUUAUAUUCAGGAGGAAACAAAAUAAGAGAUAACAAU
Molecule: messenger RNA, 1243 nt
Organism: Mytilus californianus (California mussel)
Lineage: Eukaryota; Metazoa; Mollusca; Bivalvia; Mytilida; Mytilidae
Product: nose resistant to fluoxetine protein 6-like
Exons: 10
Coding region: 61-1239 (392 amino acids)
Molecular function (GO): acyltransferase activity, transferring groups other than amino-acyl groups
Source: RefSeq, a predicted model, not a curated record